This is a messenger RNA of Achroia grisella, 2700 nucleotides long. Its product is annotated as neuronal acetylcholine receptor subunit beta-2-like. The transcript is spliced from 12 exons. Gene Ontology annotation, cellular component: membrane. The coding region runs from base 76 to 1935 and encodes 619 amino acids. Gene Ontology annotation, molecular function: extracellular ligand-gated monoatomic ion channel activity. The record is from RefSeq and is a predicted model, not a curated record. Lineage: Eukaryota; Metazoa; Arthropoda; Insecta; Lepidoptera; Pyralidae. Gene Ontology annotation, biological process: monoatomic ion transport.
UGCUUAAUACUGUAUAACCACAGCUUUGUUGAUAUUUAUUUUUAUUUUUAACGUAUUAUCUCAUUAUUAUUAAGUAUGGAUUGGACUAAAGUAGUUAUAUUACUGUGUGUUUGGUUAAAAAAUGCCGAUGCAAAUUUCGUAUAUACAAGAAGCACGGCGACGCGUUGCAAAGAACACAUCUCGCAACAUGGGUACAGCUAUGAUACGUUUUAUCAGAUUCAAUCAGACAUGAGAGCUAGCUCAGACCCUAACAAAAUGUUUGAAAUGCACCUAGCUAUACAAGCAACCAGUAAUGGCCACAUAUUACUUUCUCCAGUCAAGCGGCCCAGCGCUACUGACCCUGUUUAUGAAAUAGUGGUUGGCGGUGGAGGAAACACGUUUACAGAACUCCGACGUCAGUUGAGAAGAAAUGCAAAGGUCUCAUCCAAAACACACGGCGUACUCUCCAAUAUGGAACUUAGGGGAUUUUAUAUAACAAUAUCAAAGGAUGGUCUAAUUUCAUUUGGUAGAGAAGGUGAAAUAUUACCAAUUAUAAGCUUCUACGAUGUGGACCCGCUUGAUAUAAAAUAUUUGAGUUUUGCUUCUUGGGCUGGUGUGGAAGCCAAGUUUUUGUACGACUGUCCAUUGCCAGGAGGGGAAACAAAUGAUAGUGAUGUUACCAUAGCUACAAACUCCAAGGAAGUGGCUCGUAAUCUAACACCAUCCGAGCAGAUUAAGAAGACCUUACUCCUUGGCCGUGCGGCCAAUUUAGAACCAGAAACAAAAGUGGAUAUACAAAUGGGCGUAGUAGUUACCAAUGCGAGAUAUGAUGCCUUUGAAUCCAAACUUAUCGCGGGAUUAUCUUUUGUGACAAGUUGGACCGACAAAAGCAUGACUUGGGAUCCAAAUAAAACUGAGGCCGCAAACAUCACUAAAUUGUAUUUCCGUUCCAAUCAAAUAUGGAGACCAACGUUUCUUGUAUUCAAUUCUGAUGAUGUCAAUCCUUUAGACGCCAAAAAUCCAGGAUUUAUAUCAAUGAACAACAAAGGCGAAGCAACAUUCCACUUCAAAUCCACCGUCGAGUCUUGGUGUGUUAUGUACACAGCAAGCUUCAAUAAAUGGCCCCACGAUGAAUAUGUAUGUGUAAUAGUGAUACAACCAUGGGACUCGCAUGAACAAAUUACAAUGGGACUACUUGAACCGAUAGAUUUGAAAAUGCAAAUCUUUUCAGACAUAGAUGCAAUCGUGAGAAACGAAUGGGAAGUAAGCUGGAACCAAAAAAUUGUUCCCGCAUUCCAAUGGAAUAAAAUGUAUCCAAAUUCAAACAAUGAUACGAACCAAAGCGACAGAUUCCUCAUUACCCUUAGUCUUAAACGAAAAGCAACUUCGUAUAACAUUGUGUUUUAUACUCCAUUGUUAGUGCUAGUUACUUUCGUAUUGCUGUCAUUCUGGAGCGAGCCAUUGAAUAUGUCUCGAAUAUGGUUCUACAUUGGCUGCAUCAUUGUCGUAUGCAUGGGAUUAUGUUAUGUUGAUUAUUUGAUUCCAUGUCAUACUGUGCCUUCAAUACUGGUACUCUACAUAACAGUUUUAGUGGGAGUACUAAUUGCCCUGUUACUGCAAGUUGCUUUGAUGACAAAACUCGCAAAGUCUAUCUGCGAUACACGACCAAUUCACACGACACUCUCUUCAGCGUAUUUCAGAUUCAUAUUUUGUUUACCUACAAUGACGAUGUGCAGGAACUACAGUGUAAUGAACGAUGCAUAUAGUCAUGAUGAUGCUGAUGCUGCUAUUGUAACUCCAAGAAACGGUAACUUAGAAGAAAUGCAAUCUGAGAACCCCAAUGUUACACACGUCAGCACGUUUUGUCAACCUGCAGAAUUGGCCGAAGCGUUAGAUAAACUAUUAUUCUUUGUAUACAUAACAGUAUUCACAGUAAUGCUGACGUUACACUUUUAAAAUUCGAUGAACUGUUUCGAAUAUUAGUUAUCCGAAAGUGUCGUAAAUUAAAUCAUAUUUUUAAUGUAAUAAGAAUAUCAACAACGCUAACAUCCCACCUGAUGGUGGUAACGGUUACUUGUAUAAAUGAACAGCACCAAGAUCAGCAUAAUGUGACGACCGUCAGAUCACUCAUACAUUGCCAUUCUAGAGGACUAAGAUGUAAUGAACCACAGCUUAUAAAGCAAGGUGCCUAACUGUUGAAGCAGGUAAGAUCCAUGGAGACGACUUUUGACAAUGUCUACCUAAGGUAAAAUUGUAUUUAGUGUACUACUAUUGGAGAACUAAUUGCAAUAAUUGAAAGUGUAGUAGAUACACAAUAUAACUUUAGUGUUGUAUCUAUACUAAGUAUUGUAUUAUCCUUAUAAAUAAUUGACAAAAUAUUUUAACUAUUUAUUCUUUAUGUAUUCAUUACAAUUUACUGUAAUUUAUUAACUUGCAUUACUUAAAUAUUUUAAAUUGUUUUCAUAGACAUGAGAUAAGUGAAGUGAUAAAUAUAGACGAGGAGAAAUGCCAGUGCAACUAAUAUAAAAUAAUCUAACUCAAUAUUUAUAGAGUACCUACUCCUUUUAUUCACUUCAAAUACAUGAUACAAUACAUUUUCAUGGAAAAAAUAAAUUGAUAAAAAGUAAUUCUUUUCAUUGUUAAUAUGUAUUAAAAAUUAAAUAGUGUAAUAAAAUUUUAUUGUUAUAUCUUAUUAAACUCUGUAUAUUACCGCUAUUAAUA